AUUCCAGUGGAUUGCACGAAUUCUAAUCUUAAGAAGCACAGGGCAGGUAUUAAGAAGAGAAGAGUAAAUGAAUAAAAAACGGGGGAAAGUUGAGAGGACUUAGCCGUUUCAGAUACCAUUUACUAGGCAGAGCACAGGUGGAAGCCCAAACAGUUGACGAGUGGGUGAGGUGAUUUGUCCAAACGGUAGAGCGAGAGACCUGGCGUAACAGGAGGAUGUAUGUGUGCGCCGUGCCGCAGGCAGAGGGUGCGCGGAGGACGACCGCGCGUGUGCGGGUGUGGCCCGGUGGGGGGUCGAUUGCACAGCAGAACGGUGCACACAGGUGAGACCGCAGAGAUCGGGACCAGGUCGGCUCCAGCCAAUAGACGACGAGGAGCAGAAGAGGAAGAGGAAGAGAAGAGGAAGAGGAAUCAAAAACAGCAGAAGAAGCAGAAACAGCAGAAGCAGAAGCAGAAGCAGAGGAAGUUACCAGCUUUGCAACGUUGGAUAACUUGGACACGCACGUAGAGUUGCGCUGGAAGCGAAGUUCUGUUGUGGCAACUUUGAGACCAGCAGUUUUAGUUUGAAGUGCGUUGAAGAGGUGAAGAAAUAAGAAGCAAGAAGAAAUAAGGAAGAGGUUGCAAAUUGCAGCUAGAGUUGUUUUGGAAGUGGUUGAAAGUGGCCAGAAUUGAAAUUGAUUUCAUUCUGAUCUUAAUCUCAAUCCUAUUCUUAACUCUAAUCUUAAUCUUAUUCCCAUUCGAUUCUUAUUCUUAAUUGUAGGUCUGAUCCUAUGCUUUUUAUUCCUUCAAAACACCACUCCACCUGAAAAUCUAUUUUCUAUCUCAAUAUUUUGCUCUUUUCUAUUAUUUUUCAUCAGAAAACCUUUAUUUUCCAACCAUCUUCCUUACUUUCAUUUGCUUUUAUUUAUUCCCAUUUAUUCCCAUUUCUUCUCAUUUAUUUUCCACUUUUCUCUGUGUUAUUCAUAUCUAUUUAAAUCUU
Ascoidea rubescens DSM 1968 is the source of this 978-nucleotide messenger RNA. RefSeq lists its product as uncharacterized. NCBI's taxonomy places the organism in Eukaryota, Fungi, Ascomycota, Saccharomycetes, Ascoideales, Ascoideaceae. The record is from RefSeq and is a predicted model, not a curated record. The transcript has a single exon. Bases 220 to 507 code for a protein of 95 amino acids.